AUGCUACAGGAUGUAAACGAUCAUCCGCCAAAAUUCUCGCAAUCAUCUUCGACUUGUGGAUGGCGGAGGAAUGCUCCCGGCAGGCACCUUGUUGGCACAAUAGUCGCCACGGCGGAUCCUGAUAGAGCAGUCCAACUCUCAUCGGCAAUUGCCGUUCGUGUCCAUGUCUCUGAUGCCAAUGAUCAUCCACCAACAUUGCGAUCAUCAGUUCUCUUGAUUAAUCGUUUCUUAGAUGGACCGAUUAUUGAGAAGAUUGGAUCGGUCCCGGCACCUGAUCCUGAUCAAAAUGCGACUCUGGAGUACUCGAUUGAGUCAAACGAUUUAAUGAUCGUUGAUCGAUAUUCAGGAAAAAUCUCACUCAAAGGCUCGUGGAAGCGAAAUAUUGAUACAAUUUUGAAAGCAUGCGUUAGUGAUGGAGUAAACACAGUGUGCAACCCACGUUUUCAAGAGAUUCAGACAAUCAAUCGCUUCUCUCUCGAUGUGGGCGGAGAACUCGGUGAUUGUCAUGUCAAUAAAAAAGGAUCGAAUGUAUCAACGGAGAUCUCAUUUGUGAUUUUGGAUCGAGGGAGAAUUGUUAGCAGCACAACAGUCUCUGAGUUGAUCUCUGGCUUCUUUCACAAACUCUCCUCACUUAGUCUCCUUGACAUUCGAAUUUUCGAUUCGGAUUCAUGUUCGAAUGAACCCUGUUCGUAUUAUCAACGAUGUCGAGAUACGCUGAAGUUUGUGGGGAAUGAGUUUCACCAAACCGACAACUUUUUGGCGCACUCGUUGAAGACAUUAAAGACGCACGUCUGUGAAUGCCCGCCUGGAUUCGCAAGUUCUUCCGAUAAAGCCGAUAAAUGCGAUAUUCGAGUUGAUGAGUGUUUUUCGGGACCGUGCCAGCACAAUGGAAGCUGUUUCCCGCUUGAGAAUGGGUAUCGAUGUGAAUGUGAGAAUGGAUGGAUUGGAAAACACUGCGAGAUUUCGACAAAUGUAGCAAACUGCCUUCCGGGAUAUUGUAAAGAUGGGGCAACUUGUGAAGUGACAAAUGAGCAUAAAAUGAAAUGCACAAAGUGUCGACAUUCAGCGAUUGAUAGUGAUGAAAGAUGUCGUCUCAGAUCGGUACACUUUGGAGGUGAAUCACUGCUACGGAUCAAUGAAAACCCAAGCAGAAUCGAUUGGACAUUGAAGAUCAGUUUUGCCACCAUUUCCCGAGCCGGCACGAUCCUUUUUGUCGGGGAUCGACGAACCGAUUUCCUUGAGUUGUCGAUCGAGAAUCGGAUUUUGAGAGCCGAAUUUGGGCUUGGCGGUCAAACGAAACUCGUUGAAUUGAGCGACGAGAAAGAGAAUCGAAUAAAUGACGGACAUUGGCACACAGCGACCAUCACUUAUUUCGAGAGGACGUUGACUCUUUGGUUGGAUGAUUGCGAUCCGUUUGUCUCUCGUUUAGCGGCUGGAUCACCGAAUUGCGCGACUCAGGCCACCAUUGAACUACCAGCAAAAUGCCUCGAUCCAUCCAUUCAAUGCCAUCGCUUUUUCGACUCUCAAUCCGGCCUCUCUCUCGGCGGUCGACCCAACAAAAGCCGCCAGGUAGAGAAUGGAUUUAAUGGAUGCUUAUCAAAUUUCACGCUUGAUUCCACGUUGAUCGACUUUUCGAAUCUGCAAGAUUUCGAGAAGAUUGGGAAAGUUGAUGAGGGUUGUGGUCCAAAGCGUGACUUUUGUCGUGAAUCUUCCUGUGGACAUGGGGCACAUUGUGUGAAUAGAUGGAUGGGUCAUAAUUGUCGAUGUGCGAAUGGUUACAAUCACCAAAUCGGUGAUUGUCACGGGGAAAAGUCGAGAUUGAGGCAGAUCACAUUGGGUGAAGAGGAAUCGUUUCAAACUUGGAAGGUGCCCUCAAUGGCGUCGAUUCCAUUCAGUGUGUCGCUUGAGUUCCGCACGAUUCGCGAUGACACUCAGAUUUUCGCGAUUGAAUUCGAUGACAAGAAUCUGUUCUAUAUUCUGGCGCUAGAAGAUGGCCUAUUGAAAUCAAUGAUUGGCUACUCAGCGCAAAACAUCCCGUGCCCUGAUGCAGCCAGAGGACAUUGGACAAAGAUCGAAGUCGAAUUUAAAGCUGACGAGGUGACGACGAUCGUCGAUGGAAUCUACUCGAUGACACAAUCGUUGCGCUUGGGUACUCGAGGAAAUCAGGAAAUGACGUCAUUCUAUUCGGGAAUCGCUCCCUCAUCCUCACAUCCAUCCCGUUUCGAGGGAUGCUUGAAAGAGAUUCAACUAAAUGGUGUUCACCUUAAAACGAAACAAUCUGGAAAGGUUCGACAGGGUUGCGUCUCGACAAAGGGUUGCCAAGCUGGUUCAUGCCCAGAGAACUCUGUGUGCCGACCACUUUGGGAAGGACACAAAUGUGAAUGUGAAACGGGAUUCGCUGGAGCCUCGUGCGAUCCGAUUUGCUCACUGAAAGGUGUUUGUUCGGGUGGAAUAUGUCAACAAACAAACACCACAAAGGGAUACGAAUGUCAUUGUACAACAGGCUACGGUACACCAAAUUGCGAUCACUUGGCACCGUUACGUGUUUGCCCACGGGGUUGGUGGGGAAGAUUUGGAGAAUGUCGUCGAUGUGAUUGCUCACAAUAUAUGGGUUUCAUCGAUCAAUGCCAUCCGCUAACUGGUCAAUGCUUGUGCCCAAAAGCCUUCUGGGAGCUGGGAGGACGAUGCAUUGGAUGCGAGUGCGGAUUGGGUGCAACAUCGGAAGAGUGCGAUGCGAAGGGACAAUGUCCGUGUGCUGGAGAAGCGAUGGGAAGGCGAUGUGAUCGAUGCGAGAGUGACACACAAGUUCUCGACCCAAAAUCGCUGCGUUGUUUAUCGUUGCGUGGGCGAUGUCCUUCUAACAAAGACGGCGGUAUUCAAUGGCCGACAACGUUGAGUGGCGGUGAAGCAAAGCAAUCUUGCGCGAAUAAUGAGACCGGUUUGGCAACCCGAAAAUGCGGCGAGAACGCAAAAUGGCAAACGGUGGAGAGCUGGAAUUGCACGACGAAAGAGUUUUCCACGAUCAUCACAAAGGUCUCAAGUUUAAGCCCACAAGACAUCGUGAGCGCCGUCUACAAUGCGUCGCGUGAUGAGACAGUUUUAAAGGGUCGAAGCCUUGAAAUCGGUCGUUUGGUGCUCGAAAAAGUGCUCGAGGGAGAGAUCGCUGAGCACGCUGCCACCCAUAUUCAUGAUCACGAUUUCACACGGAAAUUGAUCGACUCAGUGGCGCAGAUCCUACCCCGAGAAUCACCGGCUCAAUCCGUGCUGCUUGGCGCGAGAUUGGCCGAGCUUGGGAAAGCACUCUUGCAUCUUCAUCAAAAUCGACCCUAUCUUCAACCAUUCGCUGUUCAAUCCGAGAAUAUCUCUUGUCUUUUCGAUAAACCUGGUCUCUACACAAUUCUCAUGAAAGUCGAUAAUGGAGUUCUAAUCCGUCUCACGAUGGCCACCUCGCCUGUUGCCCCGCUGUCAGCCGUUUCCGCUCUCCUCGUGCUUUCCUUGGCUCUCCUCUCAUUCUAUGCGUGUGCCACCUGUCUCAUCAUAUCAAGAGACAAGCAUUUUGAGGUCGUUGUGGUGAAGUUCGCGCUACGAAAAGCUUUAUGCCAACAUUUUCUUCUGACAGCCCUUACAAUCGUCUACACGAUUGGGGCAUUGAUUCUGCCAUCAACCUCAUGGUUAUCCAUAGCUUUAUCCGAAGUGAUCACCUCGAUUCUCCUCCUUUUAACUUCACUCUAUAUUCUCAUUUGGUCGUGCGCUUUUGGAAGAUCGGAGUCUCAAUCGGAUCGCGUGGAAACGUUAUGGGUUCGUGGAGAUCCGCCAAAAAGUGGUGUCAUCGAUCACGAGUGUACCUCUCCAUUGCUCUAUCCAGAUGAAGAUCACGGCAGUGGCCCGGGCGGCAGUGUUGGUUGGGUGUCCGGUUCAUCGGAUCGUGUCCCAUCUGAUCCUGUAGUAAUGCCGAGGCCAAUGGGUGGAUUGUCAUUGCGAGAGAACCCACUUGUUCCAUCAAUUCUCUCACCAGCUAACAAAAUCCUCCGAACCGGGGAAACAGUAGAAUAUGCGAAUCCCCGGAGUUUAUCACGUUUCGCAAAAUAUGAGGACGAGAUGGACGACGCUUACUACACGUAUCAACGCCGGAAACAACUCGGAACAACUUUUUAUCGA
Messenger RNA from Mesorhabditis belari, 4158 nucleotides. NCBI's taxonomy places the organism in Eukaryota, Metazoa, Nematoda, Chromadorea, Rhabditida, Rhabditidae. The record is from the annotation of a GenBank genome assembly.